Molecule: messenger RNA, 2325 nt
Organism: Xenopus tropicalis (tropical clawed frog)
Lineage: Eukaryota; Metazoa; Chordata; Amphibia; Anura; Pipidae
Gene: cyp2k1.4
Product: cytochrome P450 2K1-like
Exons: 10
Coding region: 123-1601 (492 amino acids)
Biological process (GO): aflatoxin metabolic process
Molecular function (GO): oxidoreductase activity, acting on paired donors, with incorporation or reduction of molecular oxygen, reduced flavin or flavoprotein as one donor, and incorporation of one atom of oxygen; monooxygenase activity; iron ion binding
Source: RefSeq, a predicted model, not a curated record
CAGAUCUCUGCUUUUUACUUCUGAUCCUGGGGGAGAAUCACCUGCUGUGGAAUCUCAGGGAGACGAGAGGAGAAUCAGCAGCGUUCUGUCUCUGCGCCACUCACUAAUAUUUAGCCGCGACCAUGUUCCUCGGGGACCCGGUUACGGUGCUUCUGGCAGUGGCGCUGUGUCUCAUUGUGGCAAAUACACUUUAUAGGCAGAAAAGGGACAGUUACAAGAACUUCCCACCUGGACCGAAGCCGUUACCCAUCAUUGGGAAUAUUCACAAUAUAAAUCUGAAGAGACCGUAUUUAACAUACUUAGAGUUAUGGAAGAAAUAUGGCUCCAUAUUCAGCGUACAAAUAGGAAGCCAGAAGAUGGUGGUGCUGUGCGGCUAUGAAACUGUAAAAGACGCUCUUGUAAAUUAUGCAGAGGAGUUUUCCGAGAGGCCAGUAAUACCUAUUUUCCUAGAUGCUGUGAAAGAAUAUGGUGUUAUAUUUUCUCAUGGAGAGAACUGGAAAGUGAUGAGAAGAUUCACCCUUUCAACCUUACGAGACUUUGGGAUGGGGAGGAGAACCAUAGAAGACAGAAUUAAUGAAGAGUGUGAUUUCCUGGUAGAGCAGUUUAAAUCUUUCAAAGGAAAGCCAUUUGACAACACCAUGAUAAUGAAUGCGGCUGUGGCUAAUAUCAUUGUAUCUAUAGUGCUUGGGCAUCGGUUUGACUAUCAGGACCCAAUAUUUUUGAGGCUAAUGAGUUUAAUCAAUGAAAAUGUAAGGCUUACGGGGAGUCCUAAGGCCAUGCUGUACAACGUGUUCCCAUCUGUAAUGAGAUGGCUGCCCGGAAAUCAUCAGACUGUUGGCAAAAAUGCAGCUGAGUAUCACAGGUUCAUUAGAGAGACCUUCACAAAAUACAGGGAUAAACUGGACAUCAAUGACCAGAGGAAUCUGGUUGAUGCUUUCCUUGUCAAGCAACAAGAGAAGAAUGGAAACGCAGUGUACUUUCAUGAUGACAAUCUGACAGUGCUUGUAUCCAAUCUCUUUGUUGCUGGAAUGGAAACCACUUCUACCUCUGUUCGGUGGGGCCUCCUUUUAAUGAUGAAAUUCCCAGAAAUUCAAAAGAAUGUGCAGAAUGAAAUAGAAAAAGUGAUUGGACAGAGCCGGCCACAAACUGAGCAUCGUAAAUCCAUGCCCUACACCGACGCCGUUAUCCACGAAAUCCAGAGAUUUGGUAACAUUAUUCCCAUGAAUCUUCCCCAUGCGACUGCUCAGGAUGUGACGUUUAGGGGCUAUUUUCUUCCAAAAGGAACCUUUGUGAUCCCGUUGCUGACGUCGGUCCUGUACGACCAAACUCGCUUUGAAAAACCAAAGGAGUUUUACCCUCAGCAUUUUCUUGACUCUGAAGGCAACUUUGUCAAAAAUGAAGCAUUUCUGCCCUUUUCAGCAGGAAAAAGAAGUUGUGCCGGAGAGAAUUUGGCUAGAAUGGAACUGUUCCUGUUCUUCACAAGCCUCCUGCAGAACUUCACCUUCCAGGCGCCUCCUGGGGAGGAACUAGAUCUCACCCCUGCCAUUGGGAUAACCACUCCGCCUUUGCCCCAUAAUAUUUGUGCUUUGCCUCGUACAUAAAUUGUGCCAAUGUGCAAGUCCAAGGUAGCAACACCAAUUGCAGAAAAAAUGUUUUACUACUUACUUUCAUGUAUAGAAAAGGAAACAGGAGUAGCAAUUGGACCUUGUGAAAAAAUCUGAGCAAAAAACUCAGCUAAUCUAUUGUUUCUCCUACUCCCAUGUAACUGGAGGAGUCCCAAGCCGGACUUGGAUUUCUUACUAUUGAGUGCUAUUCUGAUACCUACUGGGAGCUGCUAUCUUGCUCCCUUCCCAUUGUUCUGCUGAUCGGCUGCUGGGGGUGAGGGGGGGAUAUCACUCCAACUUGCAGCGCAGCAGUAAAGUGUGACUGAAGUUUAUCAGAGCACAGGUCACAUGGCUUAGGGCACCUGGGAAACUAAGAAUAUGGCUAGCCCCACACCACAUUUCAAACUUAAAUAUAAAAAAAAUCUGUUAGAUCUUUUGACAAAUGGAUUUCAAUGCAGGAUUCUGCUGGGGGAGUGCUCUUAACUGAAUUAACAUGUCGACCUUUAGAAGAUGGUAAAGCGGCUCUGCCAAUGGAUCAAUGAUUAGCAGUGGUGGGUCCUUAUUUUAAUUCAUGAGUCUUUUUUGUGUGAAUAGCAUCUAGUAUGAGGGUAUCUGAGAAAUUACUGAUUUGAUUUGUGAUCUGUAACAUCUGAAUCUGCACCCACCAAGAGCUUCUAGAACAUCUGUCUAAUAAAGAGUUAUCAUUUUGUUUUAACAACCA